Messenger RNA from Stylonychia lemnae, 1287 nucleotides. NCBI's taxonomy places the organism in Eukaryota, Ciliophora, Spirotrichea, Sporadotrichida, Oxytrichidae. The record is from the annotation of a GenBank genome assembly.
AUGUACCUCCAAACUCAAAGACUGGUAGGAUAGCAAUCACUUGCUGAGUUCAUGGGCUUACAUUUGGACCUAGAGUAGAUCUUUAUCAAGAAUCUUGAGAAAUAAGGACCCGGUAUUUUCAGAAAAAAUGGCUGUAUUAUUAAUACUGGAGAUAAUAUGACCAAGCAGUCAAUUGCUAAGAUGAGAAAGAAGAAUUCUAAGUAGUUUGGGCUAUCACAGUAAUUUGUUUAGUCUCUGCACCUUCCCAAAGCAAGAGUAAAAGAGUGGCUUAAAGUACUCACUCUUGAACAGAUUCUAGCGGCUAAAAGCAAUUUUUCAACGGCUGAGAAGAUACACUACCUCCAAAUACUGUAGACUGCACUCGAGAGAAAACUCAAAAAAAUCAUGAAACUUCAAGAAAUGGCUAGUACCUACAGACUUAGUCAAAUUGCUAUAAUUCUCAAAAAGGUUAGAAGUCCAUCAGGACUUUAAUACGAUUAUGAGGAUACUAUCGAAGUAAAUAAUAUCAGAAUCAUUGAAAGAGAUCCCCUCAGGUUCAGGAAUAACUUGGAUGAUGACAGAAAUAAAAGGAAAAAUGGCCAAUUAUAGUAAUGGAAAGUUUCUUGGUCAGACGAAUUCGAUGGAGAUAAAAUCAAUUUGAAUAAUUGGAAUUUUGAUUCUGGGAAUUCUGGCUGGGGUGAAAAUCAACUAUAAUAUUAUACUGAUAAAUUUGAUAAUGCGUACCUGGAUAAAGGUUCUCUGAAUCUGGUAGCUCUCAAAGAAAACUUUGGCGAUGCCGAGUAUACCUCAGCUAGACUCAACUCGAAUAAAAAGUAGUCAUUCUAAAAUGGAAAGUUUGAGAUAAAGGCAAAGUUUCCUAAAGGAUAGGGAAUUAAAGCAGGAUUUCUGAUAAGAGGAGAUAAUAUUGAUUAGGAGGGCUGGCCCCAAUGCGGUGAGGUGGAAUUAUUCAAGUACUCAGGAAAUAACCCUGAUUUGAUAUACUCAUCUGUCUAAUCAAAUCAAUUUGUAAGAAGUAUUGCUCACUCUCUUCAAAAUACUAGUGAUGGAUUUCACAUUAUCUCUGUUGUUUUUAAUCCUGAUCACUUUUUAUUCAAUUACAAUGACCAGACAUAUUUCAUAGUCAAUAAGCAAUAAACCUUUUUCAAAAAUUAAUGGCCAUUUCAAAGCUAAAAAUAUCAUCUGGUUUUAUAUCUUGCAGUUGGUGGAGAUAUGGCCGGCCAACCUUCAGAUGAAAUACAGUGGCCUGCUAUCCUUGAGAUAGAUUAUAUCAGGCUAUAUAAAAUGUGA